Messenger RNA from Closterium sp. Naga37s-1, 7657 nucleotides. The record is from the annotation of a GenBank genome assembly. NCBI's taxonomy places the organism in Eukaryota, Viridiplantae, Streptophyta, Zygnematophyceae, Desmidiales, Closteriaceae.
GGCGUGUGCUGAUACCAUCACCACUGGCAGUCAGAAGCUCGUAUUUGUCCGUCUGUUCGAAAUCCUUCCCCUGGCCGUGAACCAUCUACUCCCUUCCUCCUCUUCCAUCACAAGCAAUAGCAGCAGCACUCCCAAAGCUGCUGCCACUGCGGCUGCGACAAACACCACUCUCCCCCCACAUCCAACUGCCCCUGGGCUUUUCAGAGUUUCCAGUAUGGGCUGCGACGGUAAACUCUCUCUCUUCCCCCUCCCUGCUUCUUCCCCGGAGAAUCUGAACCUGCUGCUGGAACGGAGCAUCGGCCAAACCUGGGGUGGAGGCUCGGCAGGGGUACGGACCGCAUGGUUUGGUGAUGGAGGAAUGGGUGGUGGUGGGGCUGGAGGGAGAGAGGAGGAAGCUGAUUGGGUGGCUGACGUGGCAGCUUGUGUGACUGUAAAGGAUGGGUCUAUACUGCAUCGAUGGGUGGAUGCUUCAGCAACAGUGCUGAAAGCGUUACAGGUUACAUGGAGCCUUAUCAGUGGUAACCACAUCAGAGAAUGUAACAAAAGUGGUGAUGGUAUGAGCAGCAACAGCAGGACUGGUGGUCGCAGGGGAGGUGGGAUUUGGGGGAGGUGGAAAUGGGCUGUGUUGCUGAGGGAUUUCUGUAGCUGCCUGAUUGCUGGGAUUAAGCUAAGUGUUGGUGUGAGCUUGUCUCAAGAACAGAAGGAGAGGCUUUUGGCAGCAGCACAGCAUGCAGUGUCGCUUGUCUCAGCUUCGGAUGCCGAACCUCCGCCAAAGCAGCCGCUCCCGAACCUGAGGGUUCCGUCUGUGGACGGGGGGAUGGUGGAUGGGGAGGAGGGAGAGGAGGAGGGUGGGAGAGAGGGGAUUGAAGAUUUGAUUUACCUGUUCAGUGAGGAUGAAGAGGAGAUGGGUAAGGAGCAGGGGGAAAGGAGGGGUGAGGAUGAGGAGAGCAGGGGGAGGAAAGGGGAGGAGAGAGUGGGUUGGGGUGGGGGUUGGAGUGUUGGAAGAGUGGAAAAGGGGACUGCCAGUAAGGGGAAGGGAGGAAUAGUUGAGACUAUAGAUCUAGACGAAAUUGAGGAGGUCGGUUCUGGGAUGGGUGCUGGUGGGAUGGAUGCUACUGGGGUGAAAGCAGUGAAGCAGGAAUUAAAGGGAGAGGAGGAGAAAGAGAGAGCGGGUGAUGCGAGUAUGGAGGAGCUAGCAGAGGAAGCGAUGGAGGAGGACGAGGAGGAGGACGAAGAGGAGGAGGAAGAAGGGGAGGAGGAGGAAGAGGAGGAGGAGAUGGGGGAGGAGGAUGAGGAGGAGGAUGAGGUGCCGAUAGGGCAGCUGAAGCGAGGCAGUGAAGGUGGGGCCGCAGAGGCUGAGACUCCAUCUGGGGAAGGUGCAUUUGCAAAGUCAGCCCCUUCCUUUCCCUUCUCCGCAGGCGCUGCAUCCUCCUCCUCUCAUGCUGCUUCUCCCUUUUCCUCUCUCCUUUCCUCGCAAGCAGCAAAGCAGCGGCGUCGAAACACUCUCGAAAAAUACCUGCGCACGCAGGUUGCAUCAGCCACUGGUGCUGGCGCUGCAGCUGGUGCUACAGCCGCUGCCGGCACUGCUGCUGCUGGCACUGCUGCUGCUGGCACUGCUGCUGCUGGCACUGCUGCUGCUGGCACUGCGGGUGCUGGCAUGGGAAAAUCGAGUGCAGGGUCAAGGCUUGGAGCAGGGGGGGUCAUUUUCAAGAAGCCGCGGAGCCUUCUAAGCAGAAAGCCAGGUGUAAUGAAAGGGGCAGGCAGAGGGGGCAAGCUGUCAGCGAUUCGGGAGUUGCACAAAGCAGAGGUGGAGCAGAGGAACAGUGCACUGGGGGACGUACAGCGGCAAAUCAGAGAGCGACAGCUGGCGGAGAGGCUGAAGCAGCAGCAGGGGCAGCAGCAGCAGGGCGGAGCAGGGGGGGCUGGUGCAGCCGUGGAUCCGUUUGCAUUCACUGUGGAACCAUCCUCUGGUUCAAGUUUAUCUGGUGCAGGUUUACCUGGUGCAGGCUUAUCUGGUGCAGGCUUAUCUGGCAAAGCGCCUGUCCCACCAGCUGCGGUGCGCUCAGCAGCAGCAGCAGCAGCAGCAACAGCAACAGCAGGGGCAGCGAAAGAAAAAACGGCAGUGCUUCUAGAGGUAUUCGCAGAUGAUGAUUUAGAUGCAGAGUUGGAGAGAGAAGCAGCAAAGGCAAGGAGGCCAGGAGGAAAGCUCUCCAUAGGCGGCCUGGAGGGCAUGAACCGCGUUGCAGACCAGAUAAAGCGCCACCAAACCAUCGCGCUAGGCUCGGACCGGACCGGCCCGGCAGGCUUGGCGGGUAGGCUCGGCAUCCAGGACUGGAUGGCUUGGAAAAAGCCGCCUCUGCCGAAGCUAGACGAUUGGUUUCGGAAGAUCCUGGCCAUGGAUUACUACGAGGUGGUGUCGGGUUCCGAGCCUGCAGGUUCGGCGAGCUGGGGGCUGGUUUGGGUGCCAGACGAGUUUGGUUCGGUGGCGGAGUACGUUCGGGUGUUCCAGCCACUAGUGCUGGAGGAAUUCAAGGCGCAGCUUCGGCGAUCGUACGAAGAUGCUGUAGGUUCGGGUGGGGGCGGAGGAGCGGGAGGAAUGGGAGGAGCGGGAGGAGCAGGAGGAGGGGGAGGAGCGGGAGGGGGAGCAGGGGAGAGGAGGGGAGGGGCAGAGGUUGCUUAUGUGGGAGCUCUAAGAAUGCUGUCAAUAGAGCGGGUGGAUGAUUUCCAGCUUGCGAGAUUCAUGGCUGAGCCGGGCGCUUCGUCAGGAUCCCGGGCAUUCUGUGGGGAGAAUGAUCUCGUGCUGCUCACCCGUAAAGUGCCCGACCAUGCUGCUGCUGCGGCAGCUGCUGCUGGGAGCGAUGCUGCUGUGGCAGCACAGCAGCUUCAUGUGCUGGCCAAGGUGAGACGCGAAUCAUUGCAUGUGAGAAUGCUGUCGAUAGAGCAGGUGGAUGAAUUCCAGCUAGCGAGGUUCAUGGCCGAGCCAGGAGCUUCGUCGGGGUCUCGGGCGUUCUGUGGGGAGAAUGAUCUCGUGCUGCUUACUCGUAAAGUGCCCGACCAUGCUGCUGCUGCCGCGGCAGCUGUGGCUGCUGGUGAUCCUGCUGCGGCAGCACAGCAGCUUCAUGUGCUGGCCAAGGUGGAGAGGAGAGAAUACGAGAGGGAGUCUCGAGCGAUGGUCAUCCAACUACGCCUCUUCCUGCCCCCCACCACCUCGCCGCGCCUGGCGCGCUGCAAGCAGCUGAUGGGGGACCGCAGCUGCUGGCACAUCACGCGCAUCCUCUCCCUCGUGCCGCACAUGCGCGAGUUCCAGGCCCUCGCUGCUGCCCAGUACCUGCCUCUGCUCCCGCCUCUGCUUAAGCCCAGCUGCUUCACUGCUGCCACUGCUGGUGCUGCUGCUAGUGCUGGUGCUGCUGCUGGUGCUGGUGCUGCUGCUAGUGCUGCUGCUGGUGCUGCUGCCAGCGCUGCUGGUGGUGCUUCCGCUGCUGCUGCUGGUGGCACUGAAUCCCAGGCUGCGACUGCAUCCCUGGAAGGAACGCCCUUGCCGCUCUCUCUCAGGCACAAGUACGAGGCGCAGUUCAACCGGCAUCAGCUGCAAGCAAUACGACAGGCCGUUGGAGGGAACAAGGAUGGAAUCGGAUCAACUUGCAGCGAUUCGGCCUUCAGCAGUGCUGCUGCUGGUCGUUCCGCUGCCGCUGCUGCUGCUGCUGCUUCUGCUGGUUCUGGUGCCGAUGGUGGUGGUGGUGGUGGGAGUUCAGAGGCGAAUCGGCAGCUGGUUUUAGUGCAGGGGCCGCCAGGCACAGGCAAGACCCGCACCAUCGUUGCCAUCAUCACAGCCUUACUAGCUUGCAAGAAAAGAGUAAACUCUGGGAAUCAGGAGCACUUGGGAGCAGGAGACGACAAGGGUGUGGGUUGGGAUCUGAAGGAGCCGAGGGUUAGAUGGGCUGGGAAGGGGCCGGGGUUGAGGGGUGGAGGAGGAGUGGGAGGGAGGUUGGGUGGGGAGGGGAAAAAGGUGAGCACUGCAACUGCUAUGGCGCGUAUGUGGCAAGAUGCUGCUGUUGCCAUGGAUUUGGCGAGAGGGGGGAUGAGAGGAGGAGUGAGGGGAGGAGUGAGAGGAGGAGGAGGGGUGAGUCGAGGAGGGGGAGGGGGAGGAAGUGGUGGAGGGGGAGGAGGAGGGGGAGGGAGAGGGGGGAAGACGCAGCGGGCGAGGGUGCUGGUGUGUGCGCAAUCCAACGCUGCAGUGGACGAAAUCAUAUCUCGGAUCUUCCGAGCCCAUGCAGAAACAGACAAGGAUGGGGAGGACGAGACGACGCGAUCUCAGCCGUCAGUUGUGCGUGUCGGGAACGUGUCAGCCGUCCAUCCCGACUCUCUGCAUAUUCACAUUGACACACUAGUGGCUAAGAGGCUAGUGAAAGAAGCAGCAGCGAGAGGUGUGAAUGUAGGCAGUGGUGAUAGUAACGAAGGGGGGAGAGAGGGUGGUGGAGUUCUGAGUGAGAAGGAUUGGAGGGACGUGUUUGGUGAUGGGGCGUUUGGUGGUGGCGCUCGUGGUGGUGUUGGCACUCGUACAAGCACAGGCAACGCUGCUGCUGGUGCGAGUGGUGGUUUAGGAACUGAGAGUGCUGUAAGGGAGAGAGUGGCGCAGUUAAGGCAGCAACUGGAGCGUGCCUUUGAGGUGAUCAGAGCAGUAGAGGCACUUAGAUGCAAGAAACGCGCAGGAGAGGAUGGGGAGGGUGGGGAUGAGGGAGGAGCGGAGGAGGCGGAUGGAGGGAAGGGUGGUGGUGCGAGGGAGAGGAGAAGGGAGGGUGGAAGGGGAGGAGGAGAGGAGGAGAAAACGGCUGAGGAGAUAGCAGAGGAGAUAAUAUCGCAUGGGGAGGAUACUAUAAAAGCGAGGCUUAAUCUGCUCUAUCGGAAGAAGAGGGAAAUUUCGGCUGACCUGGCAGCAGCGGAGAAGGAGCGGCGGGCAGCUGCGGAAGAGGAUAAAGCGCGCCGGGCAGCGGUGAAAAAAGAGAUUAUAAGAGAGGCAGAAGUUGUGGUGACUACAUUGAAUGCGUGUGGAGGGGACGUGUUUACUGCCUGUUGGGAAGGGGCAGGGGAGAAGGGAGGGAGAGGGGGAGGAGGAGCAGAGGGGAUGGGUGGUGCUGGUGGUGGUGGGAGGUUUGGAGGGAGCGGAGGGAUGGGAGGGGGGGUUCUGGGAGCGAGAGGGAGGGGAUGGGGAGGAGGUAUGGGGGGAGGAGUGAGAGGAGGAGCUUCAGGUGGUUUUUCAGGUGGAGGGUCAGGUGGGGUGCUGCCAUCGUGGAUGGAGGGGUUGUUUGAUGCAGUGGUGAUCGAUGAGGCUGCUCAGGCAUUGGAGCCAGCCACACUCAUUCCCCUCCAGCUGCUCAGUCGAAUCAGCAGCCGAUGCAUCAUGGUGGGCGACCCCAAGCAGCUGCCAGCAACAGUCCUCUCUCGUACCGCAUCCAACCUUCGCUACGAGCGCUCGCUCUUCGAGCGCCUACAGACGUCUGGUUACCCUGUUACCAUGCUGUCCACACAGUACCGCAUGAACCCCCACAUCUCCCGCUUCCCCUCCUCCUUCUUCUACCAGUCCCUUCUCUCUGACGCCCCCUUGUUUGACGUGGAGGAUGGGAUGGAGAGGACGAGAGGGCUGGCAGGAGCACCUUCUCUCUGCAACGAGGCGGAAGCGACGGCUGCCCUGGAGCUGUACCGACUGCUGCAGCAACGGUAUGUGUGUGUCCAGGUUGCUGUUGUUGUCGCACUGCUCCCAUAUGCUGUAUUUGAUGUGGAGGAUGGGGUGGAGAGGACGAGGGGGCCGGCAGGUGCCCCUUCUCUCUGCAACGAGGCUGAAGCGACAGCAGCCCUUGCAGCCCUAUCGCCUGCUGCAGUAACGGUAAGCACGUGUUCAGGUUGUUGUUGUUGUCGCACUGCUGCCGUGCCGUGGUUUCCAGAGGAGUGCGCACCAGGCAGGGUGGGCGUGAUCACACCGUACAAGCAGCAGCUCUUCCUUCUAAGGGACACGUUUACCCGAGCACUGGGGCGUGGGGCUGCAGCAGACGUGGAAUUCAAUACAGUCGACGGGUUCCAGGGCAGGGAGGUCGAUAUCCUCCUCUUCUCCACCGUCCGCGCCUCUCCUUCUGCCCUCUCCGCCUCUUUCCAUUCCUCCUCUUUCCAUCCCCCCUUUUCCUCCCAUCCUUCCUCCUCCCACCGCUCCACCCACCAUUCAUCGUCCCACCAUUCCUCCACCCACCCGUCCUCUUCUCUGCUUGGAAAACCGGCCGGCAAUGAUCGGCCGUCGAGGGAAGAGAGGAGAACCGUCGGAUUCGUGGCAGAUGAACGGCGGAUGAAUGUGGCGUUGACUCGGGCGAGAAAGGCGCUGUGGAUAGUGGGAAAUGCGGCCACUUUGGCUCAAAGCAAGCCCUGGUGUGCUCUGCUGUGUGAUGCUAGGGACAGAGGGGUGGUUUUUAGGGUGAGAAGGCCUUAUAGGGAAGGGUUGGUGAGGGGAGAGAGGGCUGAUUCGAGGUUUCUGCCUGAGCGGGAGAGAGGUGGUGGAGAGGAGGGAGUGAGGGGACGUGGAGAGGAAGGGGAGAGGAGACAAGGAGGGGAGGGGAAAAGUGGGGGAGAUGAAAGGGAAGAGAGGAGUGGGAGAGGUGAAAGGGAGGAGAGAGUGAGGCUGGAGAGAGUUAGAGAGGAGAGAGUGAGGGGGGAGAAAGCAAGAGAGGAGAGAGUGAGUGAGGAGAAAGCAAGAGAGGAGAGAGUGAAGGAGGAGAAAGCAAGAGAAGAGAGAGUGAGGGAGGAGAAAGCAAGAGAGGAGAGAAGGAAGGAGGAGAGAGGGAGGGAGGAGAAAGUGAGGGAUGAAAGAGCAAGAGAGGAGAGGCCGAAGGAGGCAAGGGCGCCAAUGCAAGCACCAGGGGAUGCAGCAGCAACAGGGGCAGAAGCAACAGAGGUGAAAGUAGCAGCAGAGGCGAAAGCAGCAGCAGAGGCGAAAGCAGCAGCAGAGGCGAAAACAGCAGCACAGGCGAAAGCAGCAGCAGAGGCGAAAGCAGCAGCAGAGGCGAAAGCAGCAGCAGAGACGAAAGCAGCAGCCGAGGCGAAAGCUAGGGUAGAGGCACAAGCGAGUUUGCCAGUACAAACAGCAGAAAAGGCACACAUGCAUGAGGCAGCAGGCUCGAAGCAAAAGGAUGAAAACAGAGAGGAGGCGUCAGAGCCUUGUGAGAAAAAGGUGCCUGAAGCAGUAUCAGGGCUGAGGGCGAGGGAGGAUGGAGCAGUACUAAGGAAAGGAGAAGAAGAGAUGAGAGAGCCUGAGGGGAGGGAGCAUGGAGCGAGGCCAACUGAGGGGAUUCAGAAUGUGGAGGAACUGGGGAAAAGGGAGAGGGAGAUAGGGGAUGGGGAUGGGGCAGUGAUAAGGGAAGCAGCGGGAGGUGGGGAAAGAAAUAGGAUGAGGGACAGGGAAAGAGAAUUAGACAAGGAGAGGGGAAGGAGUAUGGACAGGGGAAGGAGCCGGGACAGGGACCAGGAAAGAGAGAAGGACAGAGACAGGGACAGGGGCAGGGAUAAGGACAGGAAAUGCAGAGGGAAAGGGACAGAGAAAGGGAAAGAGUUCAAGCUAGGGAAGGGAGCAGGGAGAGGGAGCCUGGCAGGGUACCAGAGCAAAGGGAGCAAAGAGUGA